UCGUUCCUGUACCUGACGUGGUAUAUGGCCAUGUCCCUCCUGGGCCACUACAACAACUUCUUCUUCGCUGCACACCUCCUGGACAUCGCCAUGGGGGUGAAGACGCUGCGCACCAUCCUGUCCUCCGUCACCCAUAAUGGAAGCAAGCUGGCCAUGACCGUGGGGCUGCUGGCUGUCGUCGUGUAUCUUUACACCGUCGUGGCCUUCAACUUCUUCCGGAAAUUCUACAAUAAGAGUGAAGAUGAGGAUGAGCCCGACAUGAAAUGCGACGACAUGAUGACG
Messenger RNA from Meleagris gallopavo (turkey), 282 nucleotides. It is a transcript of the gene RYR1, whose product is annotated as ryanodine receptor 1. Gene Ontology annotation, cellular component: sarcoplasmic reticulum membrane; sarcolemma; Z disc. The record is from RefSeq and is marked provisional. Gene Ontology annotation, molecular function: protein binding; ryanodine-sensitive calcium-release channel activity. Gene Ontology annotation, biological process: release of sequestered calcium ion into cytosol by sarcoplasmic reticulum; striated muscle contraction; intracellular calcium ion homeostasis. Lineage: Eukaryota; Metazoa; Chordata; Aves; Galliformes; Phasianidae.